This is a messenger RNA of Monodelphis domestica (gray short-tailed opossum), 3401 nucleotides long. The record is from RefSeq and is a predicted model, not a curated record. NCBI's taxonomy places the organism in Eukaryota, Metazoa, Chordata, Mammalia, Didelphimorphia, Didelphidae.
AUGUGCUUUAAGUCCCACUUUCCUUCAUCUAAAUUCUUCAAUUCUAGGUCUAAGGAUAACUGCUUUACUGAAAAGACUCCUUUGCUGAAGACUUUCUCAGAAGAAAAUGGGUUACAAUGCAGGACUAUUCCCCAUUCAGAUUUCAUCAUGGAAGAUGAAUCUUGGGAUAGUACCUCUUCAGAGUGGGAGCAAAGAUGUCUGUUAGGAAAUGAAAUUGUUAGCUUCUCCACAUCUGCUUCCUCAGAGAAGAGUGAAUUUCUGGACAGUUUUCAUGUCAAAUUCAAUCUAUCAAAACUGAGAAGCUGCUUAAGAUGUCUAAAAGUCACUGGCCUUUUUAUCUUUGGAGUUGUGUGUUCUAUUUUAUUUAGCACAUAUCCAGAUCAUGGAAAAUCUUGGCAGAUGUUGGCUGUAUCACCUCUGGAAAGCUACUCUGUGAAUCUUACAGAUGUCGGUGACUCUGCUCUGCUUAAGCUAGAACUGGCGGGGUCCUUGAUUGCUGGUGUGGUCAAUCGGCCUCAAUCAGAAGAAUACAUUGUGGUUGAAGUUAUUCUGCGAGAAGAGCUGGGCUUCCGAAGGAGGCGCCCACAACAGCAGGUCAUCUAUAACUGGACCAUCUUUUUAAAUUCUAGAAGAAAUGAACGAGCUGUUACUUCCCGAACUUUUGAGAUAAUUACCAGAGAGACCAUUUCGAUAAAUAUUCAGGCCUUCCUCCAGGAAAACAAAGUGAUUCCCCUUUCAAUGACUCAUCAAUAUCUCCAUGCAGAUAUAGAGACCCAAGUAACCAUUGCAUCAGUCAUUUUGGCGGGAGUCUAUAUGCUGAUCAUAUUUGAGAUUGUUCACAGAACUCUGGCGGCAAUGUUGGGCUCCCUUGCUGCAUUAGCAGCAUUAGCUGUUAUUGGUGAUAGACCGAGCUUGGUUAGAGUGGUGGAGUGGAUUGAUUAUGAGACUCUGGCAUUAUUAUUUGGAAUGAUGAUCUUAGUGGCCAUAUUUUCAGAAACUGGAUUUUUUGACUACUGUGCAGUAAAGGCAUACCGGCUGUCUCGAGGCAGAGUGUGGGCCAUGAUCAUUAUUCUGUGUCUCUUUGCUGCAUUCCUUUCAGCAUUUUUAGAUAAUGUUACCACGAUGUUGCUCUUUACCCCUGUUACUAUAAGGUUAUGUGAGGUGCUCAAUCUUGAUCCCAGGCAUGUCCUGAUAGCAGAAGUGAUUUUUACAAAUAUUGGAGGAGCUGCCACUGCUGUUGGGGAUCCACCAAACGUGAUUAUUGUUUCCAAUCAAGAGCUGAGAAAGACAGGAAUGGAUUUUGCUGGGUUCACAGCACACAUGUUCAUUGGAAUUUGUCUUAUUCUCUUGGUUUCAUUUCCUUUCCUGAGACUUCUUUACUGCAACAAAAAGCUUUACAAUAAAGAACCAAGUGAGAUUGUUGAACUGAAACAUGAAAUCCACGUUUGGAAGUUGACAGCACAACGUAUUAAUCCUGCUAGUCGGGAGGAGACAGCAGUGAAAUGUCUACUCAUGCAGAAGGUUUUAACUCUGGAGUUUUUGCUCAAGAAGAAGCUCAAAACAUUCCAAAGACAAAUUUCCCAAGAGGAUAAAAACUGGGAGACAAAUAUCCAGGAGCUACAAAAAAAGCAUAGAAUAGCAGACAAAAUUCUCCUUAUCAAAUGCCUGACUGUUCUCGGAUUUGUUAUCUUCAUGUUCUUUCUCAAUUCAUUUGUACCAGGCAUUCACCUAGAUCUUGGAUGGAUUGCAAUUCUUGGGGCUAUCUGGUUACUAGUAUUAGCUGACAUCCAUGACUUUGAGAUAAUACUACAUAGAGUGGAAUGGGCCACACUUCUGUUCUUUGCAGCACUUUUUGUCCUAAUGGAGGCCUUGGCACAUCUCCACCUGAUUGAAUAUAUUGGAGAACAGACGGCUUUGCUAAUAAAGAUGGUUCCAGAGGAUCAACGCCUCACUGCUGCCAUCAUCUUAGUUGUCUGGAUCUCAGCACUAGCUUCCUCCUUGAUUGACAAUAUUCCAUUUACAGCUACCAUGAUUCCUGUUCUUCUCAACUUGAGCCAAGAUCCUGAAGUCAGUCUUCCUGUGAAGCCCCUCAUUUUUUCUUUGGCUAUAGGAGCCUGCUUGGGAGGUAAUGGGACAUUAAUUGGUGCCUCAGCCAAUGUUGUCUGUGCUGGAAUUGCAGAACAGCAUGGAUAUGGCUUCUCUUUCAUGGAAUUUUUCAGAUUGGGCUUCCCUAUGAUGCUUGUCUCCUGCACAAUUGGAAUGUGUUAUCUGCUUGUUGCGCAUGUUGUAGUUGGCUGGAAUUCCUAAGUCAUUUGUCUUUUGAAGACCACUGGGAAUCUGAUCAACCAACCAACAUCAAUUAUAUGACCAUGCUGAGAAAGCCUUUUGGAUCAAAAAAAGGGACUUAACAGAGAAACAUCAUAAGAACCCAUUCAAUGACUAGCAUGCUCACUGUUGCUUUUCAUACCUUUAUACUCUGUAACCCUUUAGGCAAAUAUUGAGUGUAAAAUACUUGAUGACUAAAUAGAAACUGGUUUUGUUUUUGUGCCCAUCCCUCCAGAAGAAAAUAUUUGAAGUGAAUUCAUUGGUAUUUUUUCAGAGCCAAUAAUACAAGGCAACAUAUAUGUCUUAAAUCAGCAUUGGUGAAAGUUUUGAAGUUCACAUGCCCAAACUGAAACUUCAACCUGCCUGUGAGCCCUCCCUCACCUCCCUGCAUUACUCCAGAGAGAAGAGGGAGGAAUUGAUCAUUUUGAGAGGUUAGACAGAGGGGUGGGGCAUGGAAAAAUGUCCUCAGGCACUGGAAAGAGGGGAAAUGGAGCAGCUCCCCCAGUGCUGGCUCAGCACGUGUGCCAGUGCUAUCUUAAAUUAUGUUACAGAGCUCUGUGCUUAAAGCCACAAGCAGAAAAAAAAAAUAGAUCAAAUGACUUUACUUUGUUAAGUAUUUUCUCUUGGAGCCUUGUUUGUCUUUAUAUAUUCACUUUUUUCAUAAAGUAUCCAAUAGCAAAGUAUAUAUGUUAUAGUGCUAGGUUUUCUUUUCUAGGAAGAAACAUAAAAAUUAGAGGGUAUGUUAUAUAUGUUGCUUAAACAAGUUAUUCCCUCCCCUGACCCCAACAAAAAGAAAAAAAAAACCCAUACACACUGAGGUCGAUUUCUUAGUUCCUUGACUAGUUGAUGCAUCAGAUAAGGAUGAUUUAUUCUUUACUUGUCCCAGUUUUUCUUUACAGAAUACAUUUUAAGUCACUGAUCGUUUUCUUGAAAGUUGGACGAGAGAAGACCAUAUCUUGCAGGUCAUAAUCAUGUUUAUUUUUUUCAGAAUAAAUUACACGUUUUAAUAAACGAAAGUAAUGAUUUUCAAGAGAAUUUGGGAUGCUGUUGUUUUGCUUUGAUAAAAUAAAUGAUGA